CAGCCUUACCACCGCAUUCUCGAGCGUUCCGCGUUCGUCAUCGCUCGUGUUUCCAUUCCCCCUUUCACGUUUAAACAGCGUUAAAACUGGUCAAACAUUGGGCCAUCGUUCUGAAGUUGCAACGAAUCCACCCGCUCAAUGAGUAGGUGGACGUGUGAAAGACGCAAUAGUGUUUACGAAACAAAAAAGUGAUCCGAGUUUAUUUAAUGUUGUGAGUUUGGAUUAACAACUGUCCCCCCCCCCUUGAUUCGCUGAAUUUUCACGAUUUCGCAGUGACCCCACCCUUCGUCGUGCCGCCUCCAGUGGCAAACGGAUCUCUUUUUUACUCGUUCUGGCUGUCGUGGAAGCCGAAAUAGUGCGUCUUUUGUUCGCGUUACGAUCGUCAACUCGAUCUUGUUUUUUUUUUUGUGAUGAAGCGAUAGAGGAUUAAUCGUGCCUGUGUUUGUGAUUGAUAAACGCAUUGCUCUUGUGAUUUGUGUGGUGCACUGUGUGGAUUUUUGUGGGGGGCGAGAGAAGAGAAUAAUCAUCAAGAUGAUGGGAAAACGCACGCACUGUUAUUUGUGCGAUUUGCCGCGCAUGCCGUGGGCCAUAAUAAUGGAUUUUUCGGAGCCCGUUUGCCGUGGCUGUGUGAAUUACGAGGGCGCUGACAGGAUUGAUCUUGUUCUUGAGUCGGCUAAACAGCUGAAGAAGGCUCAUGGCUUUCAGGACACACGUCCGUCAGCGUCCAAGGGCUACAGGGCAACGGGACAUGCCGAGCACAAUGGUGGAACUAAUCUCGAUGUAUUGCCCAUACAAAAUACCAGCCAGGCCCACUCUAGACACCACAAUAUCGCUAAUUACUCACAAUUGCAUCAUCGUAAUUCUAUAACGGAGUUCAAUUCAUCGACUAGACAGCAACAACAGCAGCAGCAGGCUCAGCAACAAUUGGCGGCUGCUGCUAGACAGCACGAGGAGCCACACGAUAUCGUUAAGCACGAGCUGGUUAAGCACGAUAUGGUCAAGCACGAUAUGCAUAAUGGCAUUAGAAAUACCAAUGUUAGGAUAACGAAUGCACAUCUUGCUGCUGCACAUCAUGUGGGGCUCAAUCACACCAGGGGAACACAGCUCAAGAGGGGGAUAUCCACUAUUGACGAGGAUGAACAUCCGGAGAAGAAGUUCUCCAUGGAUGAACAACAUCCGAGUAGGCCACCGUUGACGAGGGGCGACUCGUUGCCCGCUGUUAGCCUUGCUGUCAGUUAUGUACAGGACAGGAGCAAGGAGAAACAUCCUGUCAGGGCGCCCAGCUUCGAGACCGCAACCACUUUCAAGCCGAAUGGUGGUUACGUGGGUCCUUCAAUUCCCCUGGCACCGACCAGUGUGGCUACCAACGGGGGAGGUUCGCCACUGCGUCCGAGGACUAGUCCUCCUCCACCACCUCCACCACCGCAGGAGGCAGGCGGAGGGACGCAGCAAGGAACUCAUCACCAGGGAGGGACUGGUGGGCCUUCGCCCAUGGCUGCACUCAUGUCUGUCGCUGAUACACUGACAUCUCCUGAGCCUGUGCCACAGCCAUCUAAUAAUCCCAGUCCCACUAGUAGGAGUCCACCUACUACUGCUGCUACUGGACAGCAGAGGAGUGUGUCCAGGGGGUCACAACACAGUCCCAAUGGUUCUGGCUCUGGAAGAAGACCGAGUGGUGGUGCAAGGCAGCACGUAUCAUCGACAACAGUGAUGACGUCCUCAGAAGGUGCGACGGGGGCUCAGCCAGCUGGUGCAGAGCCCGUCUCCAACGCGCCUGCACUCAAGUGCACCCUCUGUCAAGGUCGCCUAGAGGAUACCCACUUCGUUCAGUGUCCCAGUGUUCCCCACCACAAAUUCUGCUUCCCCUGCAGUCGAGACAGUAUUAAGAGGCAGGGAGCUGGCUCAGAGGUAUAUUGUCCAAGCGGUGAAAAAUGCCCUCUGGCCGAUAGCCAGGUACCCUGGGCCUUCAUGCAGAACGAAAUAGCCACAAUUCUCGCCGAGGACACAGCAACUGGUCUCAAGGUCAAGAAGGAGCGCGAGACUUAAGGGAAUGUGUACUUGUACAAUUUGGUUGAGGCUCAAAUUAAAAAUAUAUAUAUGUAUAUCACAAAUACAAUUGUGACACAAAACUUGUCCAUGAUCGAGGGAAAUUACAUCGACAUGUGAACAAGCGGGGUGGGGCCUCUGUUUUGGUGGAAUAACCGUGAAGGACCACCGAGGCAUGUCUUUGGAAGAUAUAAAAUAUUUAAAAUGGAAAAUUAAAUGUAGCGGGGGAUCCUGUGGGAGUAGCACCGAAGACGUGAAAUUGAUUUUGGGGGGCUUUUCAGGGAUGUUUCGUUGAUGAAAAAUUUUGGGGGGCUUGGGGGAUUGUUUGACGCGGGUUUUGAGCAGUAGUCUUCGGUAAUUUUGACACGAAGGCAUUUUUACACGACUCGUAAUAUCCUAGAGUCGUUGAUGAUCGAAAUCAUAAACAAAAAAUGUUGUUGAAGAGGCAAAAUCUUUAUUUGUUUGUUUUUGUUAUUUGCAUUUUGAGUUACAUCUUCAAUUGGCAGUUUUCAAACUGCUUAUUUUCAAUAAUUUCUUGAUGAUGAUACUGAUGAUGAUGAUGAUGGCGAUGAUGAGGGAGGGAUUAUUUUUCACAUGGCUUGAUCGCCUGUACUUUGCAUCCGUCUCACUAAUUUUUCUUUUGUAUUUUUUGAGGUGCCUCUUGACUGGAAGCACUUUGUAGAAAAAAACAGCAAAAGAUAUCUUAUAACUACUAGGGCGUCCGUAUCUUACUCUCCAGUCGUUUGCGGGCAAUCGGAGUAGUGUCCACUAUUUUCAAUAAUUUUUUUUCUACAUGCGCCUGGUUAAUGUUUAAGUUUACAAUUUCAACUCGAUCAAAAUGCGAGGGAAAUUCACUCGGGGGGAAAAGACCCAGAUUUUUUUUUGUACAUUGUGUAUAUGUGUACAUAUAUUUGACAUUUAUCGAAGCAAAAUGAAGCAAUUUCUAUGAGCAAUGGGGUAAUCGACAUUGUGAAUGUACAAAAUUCAUUACUUUGGUCUUUCAUUUUUCUCCAUUAAUUGACGUGUGGUGAAAAAUUUUUAACACGAAUAUAAACUUAUGACUGCAUGAGGAUAAAUUUCGUAUGACGAAGUAUUUGUCAGCUAUUGGACAGAAGAGUGCACUUGCACUCUUGCAUUAUUUUACAAUGAAAAAUUGAAUUGUUUAACGACUGUUUCUCCAGGGAAAAUGCGUCGUUGUAAUUGUCAAUCUGACAUAGAGGUGAAAGAUGAAGCAUCGUAAAGAAGUAGAUUUUGUUUUGAUGAACAACCAACAAGUGAGAGAAUUUGUCGCUGCCGCCCAGGGUUUUCUAUUUCAAUGCUGGCGUGAAGAGUGAAUGUGUGCGAAUAAUGAUAAGACGAGUGAUAAAAAAAAAUUGUAACUGUACGAAGCGUAAGAGUGAUUGCAGUUAACGAUAAGUCGGUGAUAAAUGACUGUGCGAUAAACCCUGGUAUGGAGGGGGUGAGCCCAUCUUUUCUUUUGUAUAUAUUUGUACAAAAAACAAAUCGAAAAAAAAAUACACACGUUUAGAUAUGUAUCGAUAAUGUAAGUGACAUCACACUAGAAUGUUUCAGCAAUUGUACUGCAAUGAAAGUGAGGGGAGUUUCUAGAAACACUUCGAGUUUUCUCACGACGAUUUUCAAAAAACCAAGUUUUUUUCUCUGUAUUUUUGCGAAAGACUCGUCCCAUUCUGAUUGGAAUGAACAGUUCAUUCGAUUGUUGUAUGUUUCUCUUUUUUUUUAAUCGAAAAAAUUUCAAAACGUUACAUCUGCGUAAUUGACAGAUCAUUAUUUCGUUCCUCAGGGUUUCGUUGAGUUGAAAAUAAUUAAAAAACAACAAUUGCCAACUACAUUUGUCUGUUCCCAAUCUCAAUAAUAAAAGAACUACUAAAAUACGAAUUUUAACUCCAUUAAAAGAUAAAGAAUAUUCUCAUAGAACAAUGCAAGCGUUUUUCUAUAAACUUUAAUAAAAAAAACAUGCAGAAGAGGGGUAAUAACUAGAACUCGAGGAUAAGACAAAUCGAGACGAGUCAAACUCGUCCACUAAAAAUUGUAAUAGCGAAUAAAAAAACAUUUUUUUUUCUAGUGUACCAUAUCUUGGAACGUGUAACAAUGUACUGUUUAUCGUAUGUAUGCAACAAACAAAAAAGUAAAAACGAAAAUAUAUGUGUUGAUGUGUAAUAA
This is a messenger RNA of Diachasma alloeum, 4227 nucleotides long. RefSeq names its product interferon regulatory factor 2-binding protein-like B (gene Pits). Bases 532 to 2046 code for a protein of 504 amino acids. The transcript has 4 exons. The record is from RefSeq and is a predicted model, not a curated record. Gene Ontology annotation, biological process: regulation of transcription by RNA polymerase II. NCBI's taxonomy places the organism in Eukaryota, Metazoa, Arthropoda, Insecta, Hymenoptera, Braconidae. Gene Ontology annotation, cellular component: nucleus. Gene Ontology annotation, molecular function: transcription corepressor activity.